Molecule: messenger RNA, 1075 nt
Organism: Megalops cyprinoides (Indo-Pacific tarpon)
Lineage: Eukaryota; Metazoa; Chordata; Actinopteri; Elopiformes; Megalopidae
Gene: ciarta
Product: circadian associated repressor of transcription a
Exons: 8
Coding region: 188-1075 (295 amino acids)
Biological process (GO): negative regulation of DNA-templated transcription; circadian regulation of gene expression
Cellular component (GO): nucleus
Molecular function (GO): RNA polymerase II cis-regulatory region sequence-specific DNA binding
Source: RefSeq, a predicted model, not a curated record
AAAGAGGCAAGAAAGAAACCAAGUGACACUGAGAAAUUUAAGGAGGACUAAACAACGGCACAGUGCUUGCGACUGAUUUUUUUUUGCCGUAAUUUCAGGUGUGUGUAUGUAAUCGUAAAAUACGAAUCGGAUUAUUAACGUUAUUGGAAUAAGAGUUCUUUGUUGUUUUCCAGCAGUUUCAGAAGGAAUGCAGUCAUUGGGCAGCACCUCCUCCUGGCUGUCUCGCGAUUCGCUCUCCUCCGGCCACAGCCUGCUGUUCAGCGAGAGCGAGCAGACCGAGGACGAGGCUGACGUCUUCCUGUCGGAAGGCGAGGGCGAAGGGGCGGAAGGCGUCGAGCUGGGAAGGGCCAGCGGCGUCGGUCUGAGGUCACGCUCGGCCCGCGGCAUUGUCAGGGACCAGGCGGGGCCCUGGCGGAAGACAACAGAGGGGCAGACAGAGGGGGACUGUGUCUUUGCUCAGAAGUGUGCUGAGCUCCAGGUGUUUGUCAGACCUCUGCUAGAGCUUCUGAAUGGCCUUAAAAAAGGGAGAUACACCAGAGGACUCAGUAGUUUCCAGCAGAGCAUUGCCAUGGACAGAAUCCAGAGGAUUGUGGGAGUUCUGCAGAAACCCAGCAUGGGUGAGAAGUACCUUCAGACCCUUCUGCAAGUGGAAAUGUUGCUCAAACUGUGGUUCCCCCAGAUCUCCCCGUGUGCCCCCCCUGCCACCGCACCCCCCCACCAUCUGCCCCUGAAUGCCGCACACCGCACCCCCCCACGGUGGCAUAGAGACCAACUGCACAUCCCGGUCAAGAAGCGCAGGCUCAGCUGGACAGAGACUGACUGCCUGUCCCCACCUCCAGGCUGCAAGCACCUCCAGCAGGAGCAGCAAGAAGAGGUUCAUGUGGGGCUAGAGGAGAGGGCAGCCAGCCCUCUCCUGGAGACCUCAGAAGGAACAGAGCUAGAUGGUGGUCCUACAGGGUCAUAUGAUCGAGGGGCAUUCUGGGAAAAGGAGAGCGAGGAGACCCAGGAAAUGUUUUACCAGGAGGGGCAAAAAGAGAAAUUAUUCCCCGCUUGCUACUCCCCCAACCUCCACUAA